CGUUCACAAGCUGGAGCGAGCGGUUCCGCACAUAAUGCUGCACCACAAAUCUUCCACUCCUUUUGCACACAUUGUUGCGUAGACGUAGCUUUGACACACUGGUAUUUGAUAUAGGCCAAGAACGCCGUUGCCUUAGAUCUACGAAAGAACGACCGAUCGGACCUUCCCCGCGCGACUCCUCAUCCUGAGCAUUCACAUCAUGUCAGGCGCGCAGAAAACAGCACAAGAGAAGCUCGCCGAGUCGACGCAGUCGGUGCCCACAAGCACGGCAGCUCAGCAGAGCGACAAUGUCGCGCACGCGCUUGCCGGCGCUGGCGGAGGUCUGCUUUCCAUGGCCUUGACCUACCCCCUGAUCACGCUAUCCACACGCGCUCAGGUCGAAUCCAAGCGCGCGCAGUCGUCAACUCUUGAUGCCGCCCGCCGCAUCAUCAAGCGCGAGGGCGUCGCCGGCCUCUAUGCAGGCCUCGAGUCGGCCCUCUUCGGCAUCAGCGUCACCAACUUUGUCUACUACUACUGGUAUGAGUGGACGCGCGCCUUCUUUGAAAAAGCCGCGCUCAAGGCGGGCCGCGCCUCCAAGAAACUCACAACCGUGGAGUCGAUGAUGGCGGGCGCGCUCGCGGGUUCCGCAACCGUCCUCAUCACGAACCCCAUCUGGGUCAUCAACACGCGCAUGACGGCCCGCAAGGCCGACAGCGAUGAGCCUGCGCUGCCGGGCUCGAAACCUGCAAAGGCGCCGUCCACGCUCGGCACGCUGCUCGCGCUGCUCAGGGAAGAGGGCCCCGCCCGCCUCUUUGCCGGUGUGAUGCCUGCGCUCGUACUCGUCAUCAAUCCCAUCCUGCAGUACACCGUUUUCGAGCAGCUCAAGAACCGCCUCGCGCAGCGCCGCCGCGUGACGCCCACUGACGCCUUCUACCUCGGCGCGCUGGGUAAGCUGCUCGCAACGAGCAUCACGUACCCGUACAUCACGGUCAAAUCGCGCAUGCAUGUUGCGGGUAAGGAUGGGCCCAAGGAGAACAUGAUGACGACGUUCAGGCGGAUUAUCCAGGAGGAGGGAUACGCAGGGUUGUAUGGCGGCAUUGGGCCCAAGGUCACGCAGAGUGUGAUCACGGCGGCGUUCUUGUUUGCCUUCAAGGACGCGCUAUACGCGUAUACCGUGCUGGCGAGGAGGAAGAUCGCGGCGAGGAAGGUGUAGAUUGACUUGGUGACGCGUGGAAAAAGAGACGCGAUAUGAGAGGACGGGAAAGUGAAAAGGGGGACUUUGGUCGAUUCGUGAGAUGGAAGUAAAUAUAUAGUGAUUAGAUCGCUCCAUGUAUGUUCAGUUUUCUGUUGUGUUAUCUGCAACAUCUGCU
This is a messenger RNA of Paraphaeosphaeria sporulosa, 1349 nucleotides long. Its product is annotated as mitochondrial carrier. Bases 200 to 1192 code for a protein of 330 amino acids. The record is from RefSeq and is a predicted model, not a curated record. NCBI's taxonomy places the organism in Eukaryota, Fungi, Ascomycota, Dothideomycetes, Pleosporales, Didymosphaeriaceae. The transcript has 2 exons. Gene Ontology annotation, cellular component: peroxisomal membrane. Gene Ontology annotation, molecular function: coenzyme A transmembrane transporter activity; FAD transmembrane transporter activity; FMN transmembrane transporter activity.